This is a messenger RNA of Ananas comosus (pineapple), 755 nucleotides long. RefSeq lists its product as uncharacterized. Bases 146 to 388 code for a protein of 80 amino acids. NCBI's taxonomy places the organism in Eukaryota, Viridiplantae, Streptophyta, Magnoliopsida, Poales, Bromeliaceae. The transcript has a single exon. The record is from RefSeq and is a predicted model, not a curated record.
CCUCUUCGUAAAAGUAUAUAUAUAUAUAUAUAGAGAGAGAGAGAGAGAGAGAGAGAGAGAGAGAGAGAGAGAAAUCGAGAUCUUAGUAGUAGCGGUAGUAGGGGAAUUGGGGGAAUUGAGGGAAUUGAGGAGGGGGGAGGAGGAGAUGUGUAUUCCGGUGGUGUUGGUGUGCGACGAGGAGGAGAGGGUGGUGGGGGCGCCGCAGCAGGCGCCGGGGAGCUGCCCGUUCUGCGGAGGCGGCGUCGUCGCCGCCGACGUCGAGAGCGCCUGCAGGUUCUGCUUCCUCCUCCCCAUCUGCUUCAGGACCAAGCGCAGGUUCCACUGCUCCUCCUGCUCCCGCCCCCUCGUCCCCUUCUCCACCCCUAAUUUCCCUGCUUACUAUUAUUAGCUCUUCAUGAAGACCCCUCCUCCUAUUUCACUUUCAUUUCCAUUUUCUCCAGUGUGUAAUCAAUUAAUUAGUAGUUGCUAUGAUAUGAUAUCACGCUUAUGUGUAUUAUUAUUAUGUUUAUCAUUAUUAUCAUCAUUACUACUAUAAUAAUGCUCAAGGAAAAUUAAAAGCAAGAAAAAAAAAAAGGGAAUUAUUAAAAUCAUUCAAGGGAGGAGGAGGAGGAGGAGGAAGGAGGAGUCGUCCACUUGAUGUAUGAGCUUAUCUCAUGUUGUCUAAAGCUUUCUUAAAUAGGUAACAUUAAAAUAAAAGGGUCAAUUUCAUGCCGCUCCAUGUCAACAUAUGGAAUAACCAACAUAUUUCUACAAAA